CUCUGCCCCGUCCGUCUCUCUCUAAAAAAGAAAGAGAAGGAAUGUUUCGCAGCAAUCAUCACCAUCAGCUUCGUCUUCUUCUCUGAAACAACAACAAACUCCAGCGAGACUUCUUCACUUAUUAUUAUUAUUAUUAUUAUAUACACUUUACAGACUCUCUCUCAGAGAGAAAGGUACUAACUUUAACUUGGGAGAGAUAUGGGAGGCGUGACAUCAUCAAUGGCGGCGAAGCUAGCCUUCUUUCCGCCGAAUCCGCCGUCUUACAAGAUCACCAGAGACGAGGCAACGGAGCUUCUGCUGAUGGACCCUUUCCCACAUCGAGAAAACGUCGACGUUCUGCGUCUCCCGACGCGAAGAGGCACGGAGAUCGUGGCCAUGUACAUCAGGUACCCUAUGGCGGCAACGACUCUUCUGUAUUCACACGGGAAUGCUGCUGAUAUAGGUCAGAUGUACGAGCUCUUCAUCGAGCUCAGUAUUCACCUCCGCGUCAAUUUGAUGGGGUACGACUAUUCAGGGUAUGGCCAAUCAUCAGGGAAGCCCAGCGAGCAAAAUACUUAUGCUGAUAUUGAGGCUGCUUACAAAUGUCUGGAAGAGAACUAUGGAGCAAAGCAGGAAAACAUUAUUCUGUAUGGUCAAUCUGUAGGGAGUGGUCCGACCGUUGACCUCGCUGCACGUUUGCCUCGUCUAAGAGCUUCCAUUCUCCAUAGUCCAAUUCUUUCUGGGCUUAGAGUCAUGUAUUCCGUCAAGCGAACUUAUUGGUUUGACAUAUACAAGAACGUUGACAAGAUUUCUCUGGUGAGGUGUCCUGUCCUCGUGAUCCAUGGAACAGCGGAUGAUGUGGUUGACUUCUCGCAUGGGAAGCAGCUGUGGGAACUCUGCCAAGAGAAAUACGAACCGUUAUGGCUCAAAGGCGGGAACCAUUGCGAUCUCGAGCUCUUCCCCGAGUACAUUGGCCAUCUCAAGAAGUUCGUGUGCGCCGUGGAGAAAUCAGCAUCGAAAAGGAACAGUUCUUUCUCGAGAAGAAGCAUGGAAGGAGGAGACCCUCCUCCUCGGCAUAGCGUAGAUGCACCGAAGAAGAGCAAGGACGGAAGAGAAAAACAACCGAGGAAAAGCGUGGACAGGCUCAAGUUUCAAGGAUACAAGCUGAGCCACAUUGAGAGACCUGAGAAGCUGAAGAUUCCGUUUGAGGAAAUGGAGAGGUCGAGGAGGAGUGUGGACAUAUACAGAGAUAAGUCUCAGACGAUGGAGAGAGCACGUAAGAGCGUGGAUUGGUUGGACAGAAACCGAAUUAACGAGUGAGGGGUUUGAUGUUUAAAGAUUCGUAUUUGAGUUUCGGUUUUAAUUUAUUGGGAUGUGUUUUGUAUUCUAGUUUUUGUUUCCGUGUCAGACUAAGGAAUCAACAGAUAAUAGAUUUUAACCAAUUCGCCAACU
Molecule: messenger RNA, 1431 nt
Organism: Raphanus sativus (radish)
Lineage: Eukaryota; Viridiplantae; Streptophyta; Magnoliopsida; Brassicales; Brassicaceae
Exons: 5
Coding region: 199-1299 (366 amino acids)
Source: RefSeq, a predicted model, not a curated record